Pseudozyma flocculosa PF-1 is the source of this 3900-nucleotide messenger RNA. RefSeq lists its product as uncharacterized. NCBI's taxonomy places the organism in Eukaryota, Fungi, Basidiomycota, Ustilaginomycetes, Ustilaginales, Ustilaginaceae. The transcript has a single exon. The record is from RefSeq and is a predicted model, not a curated record. The coding region runs from base 1 to 3900 and encodes 1299 amino acids.
AUGAGGCUUAGCGCCUCGCUCACCGCCGUGGCGGCCACCUUGCUGGCGCUCGCGAGCCACACCCACGCCUACACCUUCCAGGACCACCUCGACUCGAUCGUCGUCCGCCCCGUCCCCGAGCCCCUCGUCCCCGACUUUCCCCUCCCGCACGAGCUCCACGCCCGCGCCGCCGCAAAGAGGUGCAAGAGCUACGCCGACUGCGGGCGCAACCACUACUGCUCGACGUCGAGCCGCACGUGCAAGCCCAAGAAGUCCGAUGGCCAGAAGUGCGCCGGCUGGCGCAGCUGCGUGUCGGGAAGCUGCGACGCGCGCUCCGCCACCUGCCAGUCGUGGAACCUGCACCGCGGCUCCAAGUGCACGUCGUCGGCCAUGUGCCUGACGGGCAACUGCCAGCGCAGCGGCGACCAGUCGUACUGCACGGCCAAGAAGGCGUUUGGCGCGUCGUGCUACAAGAACUCCAAUUGCCGCUCGGGCCUGUGCGACCUCGCCAAGAAGCGCUGCGCCAUCCCGCACAACCCGGACGGCCAGACGCCGCCGGAGCUGCAGCCCUCGAUGCCGUGGAAGGGCGAUGCCAAGUCGCUCGCCAGCAUCGACCCCAUCGGCAGCGCCUACCUCUUCUACACCGACUCGGGCGUGUUUGACGCGUCGACCUCGCAGCUGUUUGCGGCGCUCCACGCCAACUUUAGCAUGCCCGCCGUCGUCCUGACCCACUCGUCGCGCAUCGGCGACGCCAAGUGCAAGUCGGGCGACGGCAAGGGCGGUUCGACGGUGCUCGAGGUGCCGUUCGCCGAUUGGAACGCCUACGCCCGCGCCAAAAAGAGCUGGUCCGACGUCAAGGGCCGCCUGCUCCUCGUCUCGCACACCGACUCGUGCGGCAAGGCCGACUCGCCCGACGAGCGCACCGUUUGGCUCGUCGAGCCCACCGCCGACCGCUUCGCCUGGGACGACAAGGAGAUGGACGUCGACGUCAAGGUCAUCCUCGCCGCCAUCGACGACGUCGCCACCGACAUGAAGGUCGACUUUGGCACCACGCCCGGCAGCGGCUCCGGUGGCUCUACCCCCGGCACUGGCACCCUCCCUGGUUCUGGCACGACCCCUGGCUCCGGCACCACUCCUGGCUCUAGCUCGACGCCUGGCUCCGGCACCACUCCUGGCUCUGGCUCGACGCCUGGCUCCGGCACGACACCUGGCUCUGGCUCGACGCCCGGCUCUGGUACCACCCCUGGCUCCGGCACCACCCCCGGCUCUGGCACCACGCCUGGCUCGGGCUCGACUCCUGGCUCCGGCACGACGCCCUCUGGUCCCGGCGGGCCCACUAAGCCUCCGGCCAACGCCGUCUACUCUUGCGCUGCCCCCGCCUCGAGCACCGUCGACGGCUUCCCCGCCGCCGCCUGCGGUCCCGACUUUGACAUUGAGAUCGACCAGGCGCUUGGCUUCUUUAACCUCGACGACGACCAGUCGUUUAGCGACGAGCUCCGCGACUUUGCCCCCGGUCUCGGCGACUUCAACGAGGCCGACUACGACGCCGAUGGCGACGAGUACCCUGCCGCUGGCAAUCUGGCCACCCGCUCCGUCGGACCGGCGAUGCGCCGCCGCAACCACGGCUCCGGCCUGCAGCGUGGCCACGGAGUGCGCAUGAUCCACCGCCGCUCGCGUGCCGCGGGUCGCCUCGAGCGCCGCUUCAUGAACCCGCUCAAGCUAGUGAAGGCGGCCGCCAAGGGCCUCGUCAAGGGCACCGUCUCGCUGUACAAGGCCGGCGCGGGCGUCGCGCUGCAGGUCGUGUCCAAGACGCCCAUCGGCCUGGUGGUCGACCACGUGCUGGACAAGAACCCGGUCAAGAUUGACAAGACGCUCAGCCUCGAGAUCGCGCCCCCCAAGAAGGGCUACAAGACGAGCAAGAACUGGGGCGAGCAGUACUCGAUCUACAGCACGUCCAAGGCCGUCAACGGCGACAAGGGCUCGGCCUCGCUCGACCUCUACUGCGUCGACUGCGGCGUCAAGGGCAGCGCCCACUUUAUCGGCACCGUCACCUUCAGCCUCGCCGACAAGGGCAUCAAGAGCGGCCAGAUCUCGCUCGACGGCGGCCUGCUGGCCACGCUGCAGCUCGGACUCGAGGCCGAGUUCAGCUACAAGGACACAAAGACCAAGAACCUCAUCACCUACCCGCUCGGCGGCAUCGCGAUCCGCGACAUUGUCCUCAUCGGCCCCGCCCUCAGCCUUGACGCCAAAUUCAACUUUGGCCUCGAGGCCCAGGGCAGCCUGCUCAUGGGCGGCUCGUUUGGCAUGGAGAAGUUUGAGGCCAACGUCGACUUCCUGGACAAGAGCAAGUCGUACCAGCGUGGCUUCACGCCCAAGUUUACGUCCAAGUUCGAGGCCAAGGGCGAGAUCGAGGUCUCGACCGCGCUCGGCUUCCCCGUCUCGGUCGCCUUUGGCGUCAAGGUCAAGCCCAUCGGCUUUGACAAGACGCUCGCCAUCACCAGCGAGGCCUCGGUCGGCGUUAAGGCCAAGUUUGCCUACGACUCGACAAAGGACUCCAACGAGGGCUGCAACGGCGGCAUCGACUGGGCCAUUGUCGCCACCGAGGAGGUCUCCUUCAAGGUGUUCGACCUGCCCGAGUACUCGCUCUUCAAGUGGCCCGCCGCCGACGCGCCCCCGCUCAAGGGCGACUGCGUCAUCAUCAAGAAGCUCGGCGACGGCUCCUCGCCGGCCACGCCGCCCAAGGACGGCGAGGGAUCCGGCUCGGGCUCGGGCACGGGCUCCACCGGCUCCGACAGCGGUUCUGGCACGGGCUCCGGCACGGGCUCCGGCGCCGAGACUGGCAGCGACGGCGAGUCCGGCGGCACCCCUGGCGGCUCCGACGGCGGCUCUACCGACGAUUCGGGCGAGACCGGCUCCACUGGCGGCGAGACCGGCUCCACUGGCGGCUCGACGCAACCCGACACUGGCAGCGGCGGAGACGGAUCUUCGUCUGGCGGCAGCGACAGCGGCAGCGAGGGCGGCGGCUCUUCAUCCGGCAGCGACGGCAGCGACCCGGCCGACGGCUCCAGCGACGCGGGCAGCGGCAGCGGCGGUAGCAGCGAUGGCCACGCUGAUGGCAGCACCGACACCGGCGAUGCUCCGGACUCUGGCGAUGCGCCCGCAGGUCGUCGCCGCCGCUCGAUGGUCCAGGAGCGACGCGCCCGCGUCGUGGUCCGCCGCCGCUUCACCACUCGCGCCGACGAGGCGGCUAAGGUUUUGGGCACCGCUGGCGACGACGACAACGAGUGGAACGCCAAGGACGUCGACUUUGACGGCGACCAGCUCGACGCCGACACGUACAAGGACCUCGAGGCCGACACGGCGCAGUCCAUCACGGCGCUCGAGAACGGCACGCCUCUCGACUCGGGCGACGGCGUCGUCUACGUCCAGAUCAAGGACGCCUCGGGCAAGUACGUGCUCGAGUCGGGCGAGGACGGCUCGGUCAACGUGCAGUCGGCCUCGUCCGACGACGGCGGCCUCAUCUUUGCCUCGUACGACAACAUCAUCACCUACAACGCCGACCAGUACAUCCUCUCGUACUUCCCGGCGCUCAUGGACGCCUACGGCGUGUCGCGCUUCCGCCUCAGCCCGACGGACAAGAUGAUCAAGUCGUCGGACCUCGUCUCGCUCGUGCCCAUCAACGUCGACGACAGCCCCAGCACCGACGGCGUCUUCCUCGCCUUCAACACGCAGAGCGUCGGCUUCUACCCGAUCGUGUGCAACUUCAAGGGCGACGCCCCCGCCAAGGUCUUCCUCGGCAAGGACGUCGACCAGGCCAUCAAGACGCUCACCUCGGGCAAGGUCACCAACACGGUCGCCGGCGGCGACGUCUCCGAGUGCCAGUACCUGCCCCUCGUCUCGUCGGGCUUUGCCGGCAUCUAG